CGUUCAGUUGAUGGCAUCAUGGGUUUUCCAUCCUUUUUUCAAGCUUUCUUGCCAUUAAAAGCCUUUUUUGCUGGCAAAUGUGGUAAAUAUCAGAAAAAAGUGAAGGACACUUCGCACCUUUUCCUCUCGUACAAGUGCGUCUGCAGGGAUGGCUAUGUGCGCAGGAGCAAAUCGAAAUGCGCUGCCAUGUACAUUCCACCGUACAGCAGUCAAACUCGGAAGGUAAUAAAAACAACACUAAACACACCCGGAAAAACCACCAGCACCACAGCAGUGAUGACCACCAGAAACACCACAUUGUCGAGCACCACAUUGUCGAGCACCACAGAAAGGAGCACCAAGAAAAGCACCACAUUGUCGAGCACCACAUUGUCGAGCACCACAGAAAGGAGUACCAAGAAAAGCACCACAUUGUCAAGCACCACAGAAAGGAGUACCAAGAAAAGCACCACAUUGUCAAGCACCACAGAAAGGAGUACCAAGAAAAUCACCACAUUGUCAAGCACCACAUUGUCGAGCACCACAUUGUCGAGCACCACAGAAAGGAGUACCAAGAAAAGCACCACAUUGUCGAGCACCACAUUGUCGAGCACCACAUUGUCAAGCACCACAGAAACAAGUACCAAGAAAAGCACUAGGAAACCGACUUGGACCACAGCACCACAUACCACAAUCAUUAUCCCACCUUGGUUUCCAACGAACGAGGACGCAAAACUAACCACGAUAAAUGGGUAUCAAGCAGGCGGUAUCAUAUUUGAGGAGAAUCAGAUCUGGAGCACAUUUGAGCCAUCAAAUUAUUUGCGCAUGGCUGAGUUUGUUACUCCCAAGACCACCACACCAUCAACAUCAAUCCAUAUUAUGAACCUUCCUGUGACAACCAACACCAUGACUACGCCUUUUAUGGGACAUUGGAAAAUUCUGGUGUCCGGAGUUCUUUAAUUUAAUAAGAAUUAAAUAAGAGAAGUUAU
Drosophila guanche is the source of this 968-nucleotide messenger RNA. Its product is annotated as serine-rich adhesin for platelets-like. The record is from RefSeq and is a predicted model, not a curated record. Bases 19 to 939 code for a protein of 306 amino acids. The transcript is spliced from 3 exons. Lineage: Eukaryota; Metazoa; Arthropoda; Insecta; Diptera; Drosophilidae.